AUGGGGCUGGCGUGGCCCUGCGGGACGGACGGACCGGCCGGCGGGCGGCUGACCGGCUCGGCGAGGGACGCGCAGACACGUGGGCACUAUUUUUGCAGCGAGCCGCUCACAGCGCCGCACUCGCGGCAGCUUAUAAAGCCCCGCCGAGCCGCUCCCCCCCACCCCCCCCCUCCCCACGGCCGGAUGCGAAGCACCUGUGUCGGCCCCGCCCGGGGCCCCGCCCCUUCUGGCGGGCCGGGCCGAGGGCUCAGCCGCCCACCCAGAGCCGGGCGCCCAGAUGGGGGCGCGCUCGGCACCCCGCACCCUGCCCCCUGCCCCAGGAGUCCAGGGGUCCAAGCGGAGCGUGCCACUCACCGAGUGACCCUGAUCACGUCCUUUAGCUCUUAG
Messenger RNA from Rangifer tarandus platyrhynchus (Svalbard reindeer), 387 nucleotides. The record is from the annotation of a GenBank genome assembly. Lineage: Eukaryota; Metazoa; Chordata; Mammalia; Artiodactyla; Cervidae.